GCGGGGCCGCGGCCGCGCACAUGUGACCGGCGGCGGCCGUGGGGGCGGCCCCGGUCGCGGUCCCGGCCCUGGCCCCGGUGCCGGAGGCGGUUGUGGCGCGCCGCGGCGGGGCAGUGCGGAGCGGCGGUGGCGGUGGUGGGGGAUGCGGAGCGGCCGGGUCCCGGGCAGAUGAUGGCGAUACGCGAGCUGAAAGUGUGUCUGCUUGGAGAUACUGGGGUUGGGAAAUCAAGCAUUGUUUGUCGAUUUGUCCAAGACCACUUUGACCACAAUAUUAGCCCUACUAUUGGAGCAUCCUUCAUGACUAAAACAGUGCCUUGUGGGAAUGAGCUUCAUAAGUUUCUGAUCUGGGACACAGCUGGUCAGGAACGGUUUCAUUCCUUGGCUCCAAUGUACUACCGAGGUUCAGCAGCAGCCGUGAUAGUUUAUGAUAUCACCAAACAGGAUUCGUUUCAUACUUUGAAGAAAUGGGUGAAAGAACUGAAAGAACAUGGUCCUGAAAACAUUGUAAUGGCCAUUGCUGGAAACAAAUGUGAUCUUUCUGAUAUCAGGGAGGUUCCUAUGAAGGAUGCCAAAGAAUACGCAGAAUCUAUAGGUGCAAUCGUUGUUGAAACCAGUGCAAAGAACGCUGUUAACAUUGAGGAACUUUUUCAAGGAAUAAGUCGGCAGAUUCCACCCUUAGAUCCUCAUGAAAAUACUAACAAUGGAGCCAUCAAACUUGGAAAGCAGACUUCACAGACGGACUGAAACAUCCAAAAAAUGGCAUUAUUUUUCAAGAAUUGGGACUCAGAAGUAAUGAAGUAACACCCCAUUAAUAAAAAUCAAAAGGGAAAAAGAAUUGAUUGUUCUUGUUCAUGGUACAGCAGGUCUCUCUAAAGUGCUAUAAUGUAAUGGGGCUGUAUGUAUACCUAGAAAAGUUACCUGUCAUCCCUUGUCUUCACUAAUGCUUCAUGGCAUGUGGUAAUAAGUGUGUAGUAGAUACGCAGCCAUUCUGACUGUAAUCAGACUUUUUCAGUACAGUGAUGAUAUGUUUUACUAUGCUACCAUUAGUUUUUUAAACCAGAGUCAGUUUUAAAUCACCUGCUAAGUACUCUUCCUCUGUUUUGUUUAUAUAAGGGCUUUGACUGGGCUGGACCCAAUCGCUUCAUGUAUGGGAUGCUGCAAUCUGUUAAUAUUUUACCUUCUGUUUUACAUAUUAAUUGUAUCAUACCUAAUAAUAUUUUUUGCCCUAAAAUACAGGGGUUUUGUGUUUUAUUUAACCUCCAGUGAUUAAUGCUAAUAAAUGUUUUAAAUACCUCUGAUUCUGGGAUGGCUCUGGUUUCAAUAAUGCAGAACAAAAUAGG
Neopsephotus bourkii (Bourke's parrot) is the source of this 1340-nucleotide messenger RNA. RefSeq names its product RAB31, member RAS oncogene family (gene RAB31). Gene Ontology annotation, molecular function: GTPase activity; GTP binding. The coding region runs from base 169 to 744 and encodes 191 amino acids. Lineage: Eukaryota; Metazoa; Chordata; Aves; Psittaciformes; Psittacidae. The transcript is spliced from 8 exons. The record is from RefSeq and is a predicted model, not a curated record.